AUGUCGAAAUCAAGAUCUCAAUCUCCAUCCAAGGGCAAGGAAGCGCAAGACACUGACAAUGUCUUGGACGUUCCUUGGGAUGUACCACCUCCGUACGAGCUGCAUUCCUCAGGGUCAGUCCUCGCCAGCACGUCGCGCGUCAACGGCGAUGUUCAACCCUUCAUUGCCCUUGGCGUCGCUCUCCAGCGUUACGGCCAUCGCGUGCGAUUAGCCACUCAUGAUACCUUCACAGAUUUUGUCCGUUCCUCCGGUCUGGAGUUUUACCCCGUCGGGGGAGACCCUGAAGAUCUCAUGGCUUAUAUGGUCAAGAAUCCCGGAUUGAUUCCUUCCAUGGAAAGCCUUCGUGGUGGUGAUAUCGGCCGAAAGCGCGUCAUGAUCCAUGAUAUGUUGAGAGGCUUUUGGAGCUCUUGUGUCAAACCGGACCUCGUAUCGAACCGUCCCUUCGUCGCCGAUGCUAUCAUCGCAAACCCGCCGAGCUUCGCACACGUCCACUGCGCUCAAGCCUUGGGUAUCCCGCUCCACAUGAUGUUCACGAUGCCUUGGACAGCGACAAGAUCAUUCCCUCAUCCUCUAGCCAAUAUUCAGUCUCAGAACAUGGAUCCCAGGGCUUCCAACUAUCUCAGCUAUGGCGUUGUUGAUCUAAUGACCUGGCAAGGACUUGGAGAUGUCAUCAAUGCUUGGAGAGUUAGUGACUUGCAUCUGGAUCCUUUGGCUGCUGCUGUUGGCCCCGACAUCGUUGGCCUCAUGAAAGUACCAUAUACUUAUUGUUGGUCGCCAGCUCUAGUUCCAAAGCCAAGUGAUUGGGGAGAGAGCAUUGAUAUUUGCGGAUUCUUUAUGCGAGAUGAACCCUCCUAUACACCUCCCCAAGACCUUGCAGACUUCCUGGCAAGAGGACCACCACCAGUAUACAUAGGGUUCGGAAGUAUCGUGAUCGAUGACCCUACGGCCCUAACAAACAUCAUCAAAGAGUCUUGCAGGGCUGCAGGAGCCAGAGUAAUUAUAUCUCGGGGCUGGAGCAAGCUAGGUGGAAAUGACUCUAGCACCGACUCUGUUUUCUACUUGGGCGAUUGCCCUCACGAGUGGCUGUUCAAGCGCGUUGCUGCUGUUGUCCAUCAUGGCGGCGCAGGCACUACGGCUUGUGGCCUCGUCAAUGGUCGACCGACAACUAUUGUGCCAUUCUUCGGCGACCAGCCUUUUUGGGGAAGUGUCGUUGCGUCCAAUGGGGCAGGUCCACCGCCUAUCGCCUACAAGAGCAUCUCCGUGGAUAAACUCAGUUCCGCAAUCAAGUUCUGCCUCAGUCCGGAGGCCCAAACUGCUGCCAACAGGAUAGCGUCGCAGAUGAGACAGGAGAGAGGUGUUGAGACAGCAGUGAACUCUUUUCACCGACAUCUUCCCAUAACCAACCUAACGUGCGAGCUCAUACCUCACAACACUGCUAAAUGGCAAUACGUAGGCAAGUCGAAGAAGGGUGAUAAGGGCCACGUUAGGGUAUCAAACGCAGCCUUGAAGGUUCUGCUGGACGCCAAGAAAGCUAAGUUGACAGACUUUGAGCCACUUCGACCGAAUGAAUACCUUGUUGAGAACGAACGCUGGGAUCCUUUGACCGCUGGAGCCUCAUCGGUUCUAGGCACCAUGACAGACUUUACCUCAGCCUUGGGCGGUGCAUUCAUCGACCCCUUCAAAGAUGUAAAGCGUGUUCGACCAGAUGGCACUCGUCGCUCAGCAGGUACAGCGACAGCAGUUGCAAGCGGAAAGGCUCUUCAAGGCAUGACAACCGCUGUGGUGAAGGGGUCGCUGGUGGAUGUUCCGUUGGCUCUGGCUGAAGGACUUCGCAAUACGCCACGACUGUAUGGAGAAAAGGUCCAGGAUCAUGGCCCUGUGACAGAUUGGAAGAGCGGCGGCACAGUUGCAGCAAAGAACUUUGGUGUUGGCUUCUACGAAGGCAUGACUGAUAUCGUGACGAAGCCGAUGAAAGGUGCCAAAGAAGAGGGCGCAUUGGGUUUCUUCAAAGGAGUUGGGAAAGGGUCUCUCAACAUGGUGGCAAAGCCGGGCAGUGCAAUGUUUGGAUUGCUGGCGUACCCAGCCCAGGGAGUUUAUAAGAGCGUUAGGUCUAUGAAGACGAACAAGGCGAGGGAGUUGGUCGCAGCUGGUCGGGUUGAAUCAUUGUCUGAUGGGCAUGCUGGUUCAUUGCAGUCAGAUGCUGGCCAAGUUCUUAGACGAUUCCAGGAACUAACGGCGUAA
Fusarium oxysporum Fo47 is the source of this 2241-nucleotide messenger RNA. Its product is annotated as glycosyltransferase. Gene Ontology annotation, biological process: carbohydrate metabolic process. NCBI's taxonomy places the organism in Eukaryota, Fungi, Ascomycota, Sordariomycetes, Hypocreales, Nectriaceae. The record is from RefSeq and is a predicted model, not a curated record. The transcript has 10 exons. The coding region runs from base 1 to 2241 and encodes 746 amino acids. Gene Ontology annotation, molecular function: hexosyltransferase activity; UDP-glycosyltransferase activity.